Dendronephthya gigantea is the source of this 1293-nucleotide messenger RNA. RefSeq lists its product as uncharacterized. Gene Ontology annotation, molecular function: nucleic acid binding. NCBI's taxonomy places the organism in Eukaryota, Metazoa, Cnidaria, Anthozoa, Malacalcyonacea, Nephtheidae. The coding region runs from base 1 to 1293 and encodes 430 amino acids. The transcript has a single exon. The record is from RefSeq and is a predicted model, not a curated record.
AUGGUCAAGGCAUUCGUGGCUCCGCUUCGAAAAAAGUCUAUUCCAAGAUUAGAAUUACUUGGAUGUCAAGUUCUAACCCGUAUUUACACAGCAUGUGUUCAAGCGUUGAAAUUCGCUAAUGGAAAAGAUUGGAAUUAUGUACUCUGGACUGAUUCACAAACCGUCCUGUCUUGGAUCAAGACACCGGCAAGGAAAUUCAAACCGUUUGUAUCAGUAAGAGUGGCUGAAAUUCAAGAAAGUGUAAAUGUGGGAAAUUUCAGAUAUGUUAAAUCGAAAGACAAUCCUGCAGACGUUCUUAGUAAAGGCAUUUCCAUACACGAAUUGAAUAAUUGGAUAACUGGUCCACAAUUCUUAAUUAGUUCCGAGGUAAUUGAUAAUUCAAGGCAAGACCCAAGCGAAAGCAACGAAGAAACGGACGCUGAAUAUAAGAGUAAAUUCAAGAGCGAACUGAGAGAAAGUGAAGAAACAACGAGUGAAAGUUGUAAUACCGUUGAAGUCCUAAACGAAGUUUUAUUCAAACGAUUACUAGAUAAUUGUUCAUCAUUUUCUAAAAUACGAAGAACGAUGGCCUACGUUCUCCGAUUUAUUCGCAUUUUGCGAAACAAAGUCAAAGAAACAAAUCCUAUUUCUUGGAAUGAACUGAAAGUAGCAGAAAAUCUGUUGUUUAAGUGGUGUCAACAAGAAGUGGAUUUUAGAAAAUUCCCUAUCCAAAAAUUAAAGCCGAAGUUCGAUGAAGAAGGCUUAUUGCGUGCACAUGGGAGUUUAGAGAAUAUUCGAUCACUUCCCCAAGAAAUGUGCAAACCAAUUGUCCUUCCACGCGAUCAUCCUCUAGUUGUUCUGCUAUUACGCCAUUUACACGAACAAAAAUGUCAUUGUGGAUAUAAAAGCCUUGUACACGAAGCACGAAAGAAGUAUUGGAUAAUUGGAAUACGGAAUGCCGCAAAGAAACUCACGAACAAAUGUAUCACGUGCAAGAAAUUACGAAGCAAUCCACUGGAACAGAUAGAGGGACAACUCCCAAGUCUUCGCUUAGCUAUGGGAUUACCCGCGUUUACAAAUACAGCCAUGGAUAUGUUCGGUCCAAUUCAGAUUAGGAUGAAUCGUAAAACACGUAAAGAAGCGCAAGUAAUAAUUUUCACGUGUAUGACAAUGAGAGCCAUACACUUGGAACUUGUGACGGAUAGAAGCACUGAAACAUUUCUAAUGGCAUUUAGAAGAUUUGCCUGUAAUCAUGGACAUCCUAAUGUCUGUUGGUCUGACCGUGGUACAAAUUCGUUCCCAAGCUCACCUUAA